Molecule: messenger RNA, 979 nt
Organism: Centropristis striata (black sea bass)
Lineage: Eukaryota; Metazoa; Chordata; Actinopteri; Perciformes; Serranidae
Exons: 5
Coding region: 133-807 (224 amino acids)
Source: RefSeq, a predicted model, not a curated record
UAACAUUACCUGGUACAAGGAGAAAGAAGACUGACCAAGAGCAUCAGGACAGAUCUUCUCCAUCACUGUUGACGAGAGGAAAGGUGUCUUCAAAGACAUAAACGUCCUUUACUAGAGGUGAGAGGAGCAGCUAUGAGUUUGACUGCAGCAGUGAGUGGAUGUCUUGUCUUCCUUCUCUCUGUGUCAGUGAUACAGGGUCAGAAUGACUGGAGAAUGACUUACCCUUCUACUCAGGUCUGUGGCUUAAAGAGAUCAACAGUGAACAUACGCUGCGUCUACACAUUCCCAUCCAAGAUAAAAGACCUUGAUACUAAGGUUAAAGAAACCAUCUGGUUUACUAAAGGGACUGAUAUUGAACCUGUGGAUCUGAAAACAGACUCAGAGUAUUCAGGUCGUGUACAGUACAGUUCUAACAACAACGACUGCACUCUGACAAUCAGAGACCUGAGAGAGAGCGACUCAGCUGAGUACAAGUUCAGGUUCAUAACAAACCAACCAGGUGGGAAAGUUACUGGUAAACCUGGAGUCACUUUGUCUGUCACAGAUCUGCAGGUUGAAGUGACGAGACCACAGCACAUCUUGUAUCCUUCCUGGGCAAACCUGCACUGUCAGAGCAGUUGUCCUCUACCUGCUCCCACUUCCUACAUCUGGUACCAGAACGGACAGAAGAUAAAGGAAGACAGGUCCCCUCAUUAUGCAAACUACAUUUAUUAUUCACCAGACAGCUUUUCCUGUGCUAUAUCAGGAUAUGAGGACUUCCCCUCUCCUCCAGUGUGUGAGUUUACUUUCAGUCUUUCAUUGACGUAACACCAUCUGCUGGAGCCUUUUACAUUUUAUAUGAUAUACUAACUGUAUAUAACUCAGUGGAUUUGUAGUGUGCAUUAUUACAGGAAACCACAUAAACUCACUGCUGCAUUAGAUUGUAGACAUGCUGCAUGAUAAUCUCUUCCUGGUCUUCACUGUCAAAUUAGAAAAUUGA